CCCGACCCCAACGCCUUCAAGAUGCCCAGAAUCUACAAGCCCGGCAAAGUCGCCAUCGUCCUCCAGGGCCGCCAAGCGGGUAAGAAGGUCGUCAUCAUCAAGCAACUCGACGAGGGCACCAAGGAGAGACCCUACCCCCAUGCGAUCGUUGCCGGCAUCGAGCGUUACCCUCUCAAGGUGACGAAGCGCAUGGGCUCGAAGAAGGUUGCGAAGCGGAGCAAGGUCAAGCCUUUCAUCAAGACCGUUAACUACUCGCACCUGUUCCCCACGCGUUACGCGCUUGAGCUGGAGGGCCUCAAGGGCGUCGUCGGUUCGGAAACCUUCAAGGAGGUUUCGCAGCGGGAGGACUCGAAGAAGCAGAUCAAGAAGUUGUUGGAGGACCGUUACACGAGCGGGAAGAACAAGUGGUUCUUCCAGGCCCUUCGCUUCUGAUCUGUCUAGGUUCUUUCACCUCUCUGCUGUGCUCCUCGCAAAACCGCUACAUGUACAUCACAUGUCUUCGCAUGACGCAUGCCCCCACUACACCAUCAUGUCCUGAAUUCUAUGCCAUGGGUGACGAGUACCUUUCGGCGUGUAAUAUGGAAUGGACCCUCUACGAUCCUCAAGCCCGC
Molecule: messenger RNA, 611 nt
Organism: Trametes versicolor FP-101664 SS1
Lineage: Eukaryota; Fungi; Basidiomycota; Agaricomycetes; Polyporales; Polyporaceae
Product: 60S ribosomal protein L27
Exons: 5
Coding region: 22-432 (136 amino acids)
Biological process (GO): translation
Cellular component (GO): ribosome; cytosolic large ribosomal subunit
Molecular function (GO): structural constituent of ribosome
Source: RefSeq, a predicted model, not a curated record